Messenger RNA from Neofelis nebulosa (Clouded leopard), 4644 nucleotides. It is a transcript of the gene CYRIA, whose product is annotated as CYFIP related Rac1 interactor A. Lineage: Eukaryota; Metazoa; Chordata; Mammalia; Carnivora; Felidae. Gene Ontology annotation, molecular function: small GTPase binding. The transcript is spliced from 14 exons. Gene Ontology annotation, biological process: regulation of actin filament polymerization. The record is from RefSeq and is a predicted model, not a curated record. Bases 416 to 1387 code for a protein of 323 amino acids.
GGGCGGGGCUCCGGGGCCGUCUCGCAGGCUGCGGCGGCCGCGGGAGAGGCGUCCACAGCGGCGGCGGCUGGGGCAGCGGCGGACGCGCGGCCAAGCAGGGCGGCGGCGAGCCCGGGUCCUUUUGUGGCACAUCUGGCCUCUCAGCCACAGCCAAGAGCAGAUUGUCACUCACGUAAGGACAGAGAAGCCACGGGACUCCAGCGGACACGGCCCUGACUUGGGAGCCAGACUUGCCGCGGCCAUCUUGUUCAGUGGGUUUGUCCCAUCAGCCUGGAUCGGUGAGCCUGAAUCACAAGACACAGUGCUGGCAAACCCGUAUUCCCUGAGUGGCCUGCUGUGGAUUCAAGCAUAAAGUCCUAGCUCCUGUCCUGGAGGUGCUCACCUUCUAGGAAGAGAGGCAGACAGGUUUGCUGGGAUGGGAAACCUGCUCAAAGUCCUUACCAGAGAAAUUGAAAACUAUCCACAUUUUUUCCUGGAUUUUGAAAAUGCCCAGCCCACGGAAGGAGAGAGGGAAAUAUGGAACCAGAUCAGCGCCGUCCUCCAGGAUUCUGAGAGCAUCCUCGCAGACCUGCAAGCUUACAAGGGCGCGGGGCCAGAGAUCCGAGACGCGAUUCAAAAUCCCAACGACAUCCAGCUUCAAGAAAAAGCUUGGAAUGCAGUGUGUCCUCUGGUUGUGAGGCUAAAGAGAUUUUAUGAAUUUUCCAUAAGGCUAGAAAAAGCUCUUCAGAGUUUAUUAGAAUCUCUGACCUGUCCGCCCUACACACCGACCCAACACCUGGAGAGGGAGCAGGCCCUGGCGAAGGAGUUUGCGGAAAUUCUUCAUUUUACCCUUCGAUUUGAUGAGCUCAAGAUGAGGAACCCAGCCAUUCAGAAUGACUUCAGCUACUACAGAAGGACGAUAAGUCGCAACCGCAUCAACAACAUGCAUCUAGACAUUGAGAAUGAAGUCAAUAAUGAGAUGGCCAAUCGAAUGUCCCUCUUCUACGCAGAAGCCACGCCAAUGCUGAAAACCCUCAGCAACGCCACCAUGCACUUUGUCUCCGAAAACAAAACCCUGCCAAUAGAGAACACCACAGACUGCCUCAGUACGAUGACAAGUGUUUGUAAAGUCAUGCUGGAAACACCGGAGUACAGGAGUAGGUUUACAAGCGAAGAAACGCUGAUGUUCUGCAUGAGGGUGAUGGUGGGAGUAAUCAUCCUCUAUGACCACGUCCAUCCCGUGGGAGCUUUCUGCAAGACAUCCAAGAUCGAUAUGAAAGGCUGCAUAAAGGUUUUGAAGGAACAGGCCCCGGACAGUGUGGAGGGGCUGCUGAAUGCCCUCAGGUUCACUACAAAGCACUUGAAUGAUGAAUCGACUUCCAAACAGAUUCGAGCAAUGCUUCAGUAGAGCUCUGCUCAAAGAAGAGGAUCUAUGUACUGACCUCAGAAGAUGUAUAUGUUUACAUAAUUUAAUACAGAUUGAUGUUAAUACUUGUGUAUUUACAUAACCGUUUCCUCCUUGUCACUGAAAUACACGGACCUUAAUUUGUAUCCUGACUGACUCGACCCAGCAGAGCAUAAAUUUACUUGAGAGCCUUACCUUUGAUGUCUAAAACAAAACCCCCUUCUCCAAAGUCAAAAUUUGGAGAUUUCGAUCUUUACUACUGGAGUCCUUUAACUACACCUGUAACAAUCUGAAAUUCCUAAUAGUUUGUGGUAGUGUUUUAAAUCUAGAUGUGUAAUCUCUCUGGGAAGUAUACUUAUAGAAACACGAAGUAUUUGAUUUCCUGUGUCAGCUUGGCUACAAGAAACACAACUGUUAUCCUGACAGAGGGAGAGAGGAAUCUGAGAAAAGAAAAAUGCAUGUGAAGACACAGAUUCAAGUGUUUCGAAUUCAGCACGCCCCCUCUCUCUCCUCAGACUGCAGACCACAUGUGCAGCUUUUUUGUUUGCACGUAUUUAUUCUGGAUUUAUAUUCCUCUAACGUUCCCUUUUGAUCCUUCAAGAGGAAAAUCACCUGUGCUUGAAUCAGUUUGUGAGAGAGAAGUGAGAAUAGACAGAUGUGCUGUCAUAGCUGAGCUGUGAAAGUGGUUGUCUGGGAAGUGGGGGACGGGUUGGGAGGAAGGACACACAGGCAACAGGACAGUCACCUCUCCGCUUCAACCCUUUGGCUGUGAAACUGUAGUAAUUUUGAUGACAUUCCAGUUGUCUGUGGGGUGCUGGGUACACAGUCCCUCCUAAAAUGAGCCCUGUCCUCUGGGGACCAUCCAUAUGGCAACAGAGGCCUAGGGUACUUCAUUGAUUACCAGGAAACUGGGGAAUUCAGAGAGGGGAAUCCCUGCAUUUUCCAGUUCCCUAAUAUUUAAAAGGCAGCUCCUCCCUGACCACACUGCUGGCUGGUUGGAAUGUUUAAACCUUUGGUCUGAGUAUCUGGGUUGAGUCCUAGCCUUACUGAUCCAUGGUGUGAGCUUUGAAAAUACACUUAAGCUCUGUGUCUCACUUUUCUCAUCUAUGAAAUGGGCAAUUAAAACAAUCUCCAAGAGCCCUACAAGGCAAUGAGCCAAUAAAAUGGCUGACUCUUACAUGCUUCCUUAGUAAACAGAGGCCAGGAAGCAUCACCCCAUCUUGUCUUGAUGAUUGAAUACAUUUGAAUAUAUGGCAAGGCCUAGAGUCAUCCUUUCUGCAGAUCAGAGCUUGGAAUGGAAUCUUAGAAAUCUCCCGUCUCAACCUCCGGUACAGAAAUGAGACAAGGCUGAAGUCAAAGAGGAUCAACUCCAUGUAGGACUAGAACCCAGGAUACCUCACUCCUGAAUCUUCCCCUGUUCACCAUGUGGCCUAUGCAUACAUACUAUAAGAUGAGACUGGACACUUUUAAAUCAGCCUUAAGUCUGGUUUAUAUUAUUAUUUGCCUAUUUCUGAUAGAAGGAGAGAGUUGCCCAGUGAUUGAUAAUCCCAGAAAUUGGGCCUGGGUACAUCAGGGUUUCAUUCACCAUGUUCCAAGGAGUAACUUGUAGACACAAUUGAUUUCCAGACUUUAGUGUCCAGAUGGCAUUCUCUUGAGUCUUCCAAAAAAAAAAAGGGAAACAUACUUUUUUUAAAUUUUAUUUUAUUUUUAACAAUAACAACAAACCCAGUCAAGCGGCAGAAAAGAUUCUCUGGUUUAUAUCUACAUAUCAGUCAACAGAGAGAGAAAAGACCUUUUUCCUUGGAGCUUUUCAAGCUGAACAAGUACAGCUGCCUAGAUGGGGGGAUUCUCUCAUCAGAACAGAAAUGCACUUAGAUGGCCUUCACGACCUUUUCAAGCCUAGGGAUUUUAAUACCUUAGAGGAAGCCAGAAAAUGGGGUAACAAUGGAUGAACAAAUUCAUUGAUUAUUCAGCUUAAGAAAUCUUCUAUUUGGCAGCCACGUGUUAUCUUUGGGCAACAACUGUCAAGAAUUAUAGAGGCGCUCAAUGUUUAUCAUCAUGGAGUCCAUUUUUUUUCCUUUAUCGGGUGAGGAGCUUAAGUCUUGGAGAGAGGAAAGGACUUGCAGAGUAAAUAGUUGAGCAUAUUUAUAAUUUUUAAUUAGACUUUUUAUCAAGUGGGACCAAACAUAUGGGAGGGGCUGCUGGCCUGCCCCAGUUUAGCCAGGCUGCCUUGUUUCAAAGCUAAGAUUCACCCGUACAUGGAUUCUCAAAAGUCCAGGGCCUGAACUAUUGCCUAUGAUUAUCAGGAGGACAAGUUAAUUGAAUGUCUGUGAUCACUAAGAGGUGAUGGAUCUCCGGUCCACUCCAGAGCUACUGUGGGAGACAAAUUCUUUUAACAGACUGUCCUCCAGGCAUUAGGAGUCCUUAAACAAUCAUGAUUUUUUUUUGUGUGCUGCAUGCACAUGUGUUCAAGAUCCAUGGGGUGGUUUAGGGGAAAGUGCUAGCCACAGUAUCCAUGUCAAUGUUCAUUCUAUUUCAUAUUUGAUGUUUCAUAGUUUUCAAGUAAACAGUGUUUGCCAUUACUCAGAUAUUUAUUUUUGGGCAGGCAACAGGUGAAAAUUACAUUUCUCGGAUGCACUGCUGCUUUGGCAUCAUAACUAUGUUCGCAGAAAUUUUUCAUCCAUCACUAACAACUACUAAUAGAAAGCAAGUGGCAGUGAGUGUUUUGAAUUGUGGUAGCCCAUUAGGGCUGCAGUAUUGAUUAACAACCAGAAAGAAAGUCUUGGAUACUAUCUCUUAACUGUUAGUUAAUAUCAUGCUUCAUCAUUUGCUUCUACUCAUCAUCAUUAUAUCAAGACAUUAAUGGUAAACUGAGGUUUUUAUACAUCAUCACAUUUAGGUUAAAAAAAAAAAUAUCAUGCUUCCUCAAAAGAAAAAAGAAGCCUACCCAAUCUUGGAAUCCAACUGUGCAGCAGAAUUCAGAGAAUUCAUAUUCAAUCUUGUACCCAAACAGCAACAAACUUUUUAAAAAAAUAUUAACGAUAAAGAGUGGAAUUUUAUCCUAAAGAGACAAAAAUUUUGGAACCCAAUUUCCCCAUUACAUCUAUCAAGGCUGUUGCAUACACAAAGCUGUUUUAAAAUUGUCAUAUGUUGUUUGCUAAAGUCAUUGUGAUUUUUUUUCGCCUGCUUUGCCUCUUUUUGUACAGAAGUUUUGAGUGUGAAAUGAAAAUUAAAGUUUGGUACAUAUAUUUAAAAAUAUA